This is a messenger RNA of Myxocyprinus asiaticus (Chinese sucker), 4374 nucleotides long. Its product is annotated as hepatocyte cell adhesion molecule-like. The transcript is spliced from 7 exons. NCBI's taxonomy places the organism in Eukaryota, Metazoa, Chordata, Actinopteri, Cypriniformes, Catostomidae. The record is from RefSeq and is a predicted model, not a curated record. Bases 149 to 1381 code for a protein of 410 amino acids.
CACACAUAGAGCUGUUGUUCAGACCGGGGUCCUGAGAGUGGGGUUCAGAGUCCCGUCUGGCAGAAAGCAUUCUGCAUUCUCAGGGACGUGCUUGGAGUGGACAAAUCAUGCUGAUUGUGUGGAAGACAAACCCAGCGCUGCUCCCAAGAUGAAGGCAGAGAGGGAGGCAUCAUCCAAAGAGACAGCCGUUCCUUCACUGUAUCUUCUGCUAUGCUUUUUCAUCUUUUCCUUGGCAGAUGUAGUUGGGGUAAACAUCAGCAGUCCGUCUCCUUUAGUUCGAGGUACACUAGGAAGCUCUGCCCUUCUCUCUGUGACCUAUACCAGCACCAGCUCCGACCAGCCCGUCAUUAAGUGGCAGCUGAAAAGGGACAAACCUGUCACUGUGGUUCAGUCGAUUGGCACAGACAUCAUUGGAAACCUGAGGCCAGAGUACCGUGGCCGAAUCCUCCUGUUCGAGAAUGGAUCCCUCCUUCUGCAUCAGCUACAGCUCUCUGAUGAGGGGGCCUACGAGGUGGAGAUCUCCAUCACUGAUGAUACCUUCACUGGUGAACGAUACUUAAACCUCACCGUAGAUGUUCCAGUGUCCAGGCCUUUUGUGCACAUGGUGGCGUCAUCCGUGUUGGAGUUAACUGAACUCUUUAUACUUAACUGCACUCACGACAGUGGCACCAAACCCACCUAUAGUUGGUUGAAAGGCGGGAAAUUUUUAACCAAUGACUCACAUCUCCUCCUGUCACAUGACCAGAAGGUCCUGACUAUCUCCCGUGUUGUGAUGUCAGAUGAUGACAUCUACAGCUGCAGGGUGGAGAACCCCAUCAGCAGUAUGAAGAGUCUGCCUGUCAAACUCACUGUCUACAGACGGAGUUCUCUCUAUAUCAUCCUCUCCAUGGGAGGCAUUUUCUUACUCAUCACCUUGGUGACUGUGUGUGCCUGUUGGAAGCCCUCCAGAAAAAAAAGGGAACAGCUUGCCAGACAGAGCGGACAAAAUUUAGCAGAGCAAAGCAAUGGCAAUCAUGAGGUUGAUAUUGUGCCUUCAAGAGGUUACCAUAAUCAUCGGAACCCAGGGGGACUAUAUGUUCUCAAAGAAACAGAUUUCCCUGAGGGAGCAGAUGAGUCUUCCUGUAAUUUUAUCAACCCUAUUGAUCCCCUCAGCCCACCCUGUUAUCCCAGCAUGGCACCACAUUCUGCAUACUCUCCCGAUGCUUAUAUGCACUCCGGAAGAAGAUACCCCAGCACCCCUAUACCCUCUCCUUCAUCAACCUCUCAUCCAAUGUUCUCUCCACCCCUCUCUUGUCCCCUACACCUGGGCAGCUUAACACGCAAGCCACACCCUCCAAGAGUAAGCCCCUCCCCUCCACAUGCAAGAAGAACUUCCUGUUGAACAGAAAAGCAGUAUGCACCACUACAGAUCAACGUGAUGAGCAAGAUGGAAACACAUGGAGAGCAUUGAAUGUAAAAUCCCCAGAAUGAGAGUAUGUAUGUGUAUAUGGGGUAAUUAGUUAUUUUAACAUCUUUUGUAAAUGUUAGUGUUUUUUGUUUUCAAAAAAAUUUACAUUGUUGAAUGAAUAACGUAAAAGACCAAAUGUUACAGAUCUCUAGUUGUAAAGUAAAGAACUGGAUGGAUUAACUGUUUUUUGCAUACUAAUAUAAAAUAGUAAAAUGUCAUUUACUUUUAUCAUUCAGAUGUUUUCUGGUCUAUAUUCAGCUGUUAACUUUAAAGUAAUAGCAUACACUGAAAGAUAUAUUAGAAAAAUAUGCAAUUCAAUUGCAGAUAUAAUUCUAUAUUAGGCCAACUUGUCAUUAUCUGAAAAUCUGGGUAAAAUAUGACUGUAUUUAGUGUUAAAAAUAAUUUUCAUUCCUUUUUAAUAUGAUAAGUAUCAUUCAAAUAAUAUCACCUGUUUCCUUAAUGUUUAAGUAAAGGAAUAUUCUGGGUUCAACUCAGUCAAGCUCAAUCGACAGCAUUUGUGGCAAAAUAUUAAUUACCAUUACCAAAAAAAAAUAAAAAAAAUAUCGAGGUUACAGUGGUUCAGCACUCACAAUUACAGUUUUUCUCAGUCAAUUUUAUAAAUUUCUCCAAACUAUAAUCAGUGCUCUCAAAACAAUUCACACAGCGGACGAAACAGACACUCAAAUUUGCAAAACAAUUAAAUUUCACUGCACAAUGAAGCAACAUAUUCUUUUCUGAUAAUGCAUUUAUUAAAACUAAAUACUAACAUCAAAACUAUAGAUGUGUUCUCUAUUGAAUUCAUAACAUGUUCAGCUAUAGACACACAAGUCUAUGAUUGAAAUAACACAUUUAUCAUAAAAUCCACAGUAAAGACCUUUUUCCAUAUGUUCUCAUAAAAUGUCUCUAAAUUUCUAGUUGUCGCUGUCCUUCCUCUUCCAAUGCCAAUCCUCACUCUUCUUCUUUUUUGUUGAGAUUGAAGUCACUGUAGAUCUGCUCACAUUAGGCCGAACACUCUGUGUGUCAUAGAGAGACCAUAAUUCAUAAAACGAUCAAUUAGAGGGACUCGCAGAUCAUUUGAGCCUUCUUUAUUCUAAUCUUCCACCCUGAUGUCCUCUUUCUGUUCACCAUCAUUACACCAUCUCCAUUUGGUCUUUCCUGAAGUCUUUCCAUGCACACACCUGACAGAGUUGAGAAAACAUUCCCCUUUUCUCAUCACUUCUUCCUCAGAUUUUCUCUUUCUUUACCCACUCUACCUCUUCUUCUUCCUCAUUGUUUGUUUGCCGUGAAUUUUCAUAUUUGACCCCUUUUAUAGAUAACAGAGUCAUGAUAGUUGUGUGAAAGGUUUAGUAAAUUGCAUUUUCUUUGCUGUGUGCAUUACUAACUCUGCCGAUAUUAAUAUGAUAAUAUAAUAAUAUUAAUAUUAACUUGACAUGUGCAUUUGAUAAUAUGACUUUAAUAUAGUUGUCGGUGUUAACUGUUUUGAAAGCAUGAGUUUUGGAUCAGAGAAAUUUGUAUGUAGUGUUUCGAGAAAAUGAGGAAAAUCAAGAAAAAUGCACAGUCUGUUUUGGACAAUUACAAAGUUUUCAGAUGGCUGUGUUAAUUGUAUGAGAGCAGUGACCUGAGUUUGGAGAUAUGCGUAAAAUCGAUCGAGAAAAACUGUAAAGUGAAUGGGGCCAAUUUUUGAGGGGUUUAAAGGCAGAAAUGUGAAGCUUAUAAUUUUAUAAAAGUAUUUACAUUCAUUCAUUAACGCACGUAUUAUUUGAGCUGUCAAGUUGUUUAAAUCAUCAUUCUUUCAAUAAUUUUAGGGUUUUUUGACUACGUCAUGGCAACGAAGUUGUAAAAUUGGCUUUAAACUUACACAGAAAAUGAUAGUAAGCAAUUUUAUCACACUAAAAUCAUGUUAACACACAUUGUUUAUGUCUUGUGGCUAUACUUUUGAAACAGUGAGUAUUUUAACGUUUACAGAUUGGCCCCAUUCACUUCCAUUGUAAAUGCCUCAUUGUAACCCAGAUUAAGCUUUUUUUAAAGAAAAGCAGGGGCAAGUCAAAAUUAAUUUUUGUGGUAAUCAAUAUUAUGCAACAAAUACUGUCGAUUGAGCUUAACUUGUGUUGAACCCGGAAUAUUCCUUUAAGUCAUCAAAUUAACAAAGACACUCCUAAAGAGACACCAGCUUCCACGAAAGAACAGCAUAAGAGAAUUGACACUUUAUAACCACCAGAGGCUGCCAUAUCACUAUCAAUCAAUCCAACAUCGUGGGCAACAAAUUGUUUAGCUUUUGUUUUUUGGGUCUUUCUCUGCUUUUUGUCUUGAAAUAAAGAGAGGUUUUCGUUACUGGUACAACGAGUAAACAAAUAAAAGCAUUUGCUUCAAAUGACUUGAAAGUUUUACCUUAAGAAGAAGAAAGCAGUAUUUACAAAAUCACCUUUCAUCAACUACUAAUAAAAUGAAUCUCAAUAUUAAAUCUGGAUUUUGAGCGAAACUUUUAGUUAACACUGAUGACGCAAUCAAAUAAUCCUGGCUGCGAGGCCCAAGGACUUAUUUGCUGAAGCUAAAUAUUUGUACUUUUGAAAAACGUUUUAUUAUUAUUUGAUACGUUUUACAUGAAAUAGGGGUGUUGGCGCCGCCAUUUUAGCGUAGAUUAACCGGUAAAUAGUUCAUAAUUGACGGAGCUAAUGAAACCAUUGGAGCUAACAUAUGGCCUGCGUGCUAGUAGCGGCCCACCGGACACCGCCUUCGGUUCACCGGAGUUUUGCUUAUCGUUUUCCCAGCGGACCUCCAGCGACAGCCGCCAUUUUUCCGACAGUGGUUCGCUUGUUUAUAAUAAAUUAUUUCUGGCGGCCCACGGUCGGUCCACGGUUCAUUUAUUUGCUCACACUAUAUCCAAAAUAACUGAGGGAAAAAAUAUUUAAAAAUAUAUAAAUAAAUAA